AUGUUCAAUAUUUCUAGUAUUAAAUCUCCGGGCCCAGAUGGCUAUGGUUCAACUUUCUUUAAGGUGCUGUGGCAGGACAUUGGUGAUGAAGUUUGUAGAGCAAUAGGUCAAUUUUUUGAGACAUGUAUCAUACCAGAAGAGCUGCUGAAUACUACGUUGUCCUUGGUCCCUAAAGUUGACAAUCCUAAUAGGGCAGUGGAUUACAGGCCCAUUGCAUAUGACUUGCUGCUAUUUUGUAAAGGUUCCCUGUCAACAGUUAAAGUUCUUAAGAAUGUGAUUGGGGAGUUUAGUUCUGUUACAGGGCUUCAAAUCAAUGAGAGUAAAUCUCAGGUUUACUUUGGGGGAGUUUCAGCUGCUGAAAAACUCCAGAAAUCUACUGAGUUGAAUCUGUCAGAGGGAUCAUUUCCUCUUAAAUACCUUGGUGUCCCUAUGAGACCUACCAAAUGGAAGCAUGAAGACUUUCUGUUUGGGCUGAGGAACUAUUGGAUGAGUAUUUUUGUCCUUCCCCAAAGCAUAAUUAAGGAAGUUGAGCGUCUUUGUCAUGGUUUUCUAUGGGGAGUUAAUGGCAAUAGGAGCAAGAUACAUAUGGCUUCUUGGGCGAAGGUCUGUCUUCCUAAAGCAUAUGGGGGUCUUGGAUUCAGAAAUGGACAAGUUUGGAACCAUGCUAUCUUAGCUAAGUAUAUGUGGGAGAUCUCUGAGAAGCAUGAUUUGCUGUGGGUAAAAUGGAUAAACACAAUCUAUCUGAAAGGCUCAAACUUCUGGUCCUAUAGGUUGCCUCUGGAUACUAGCUGGUAUUGGAGGAAAUUAUGCAAAUUGAGAGGCAAAUUCAGUUAUGAAGAUAUCAAGGCUGCUGGUUUAUCUGGGAAAUUCCAAUCAUCUAUCCUAUACAAUAGUGCUCUGAGCCAACAACAGGUUGGUUACUAUCAAGCAGUAUGGUGUAGAUUAUCUUUGCCUAAGCACAGGUUCUUGUUAUGGCAAGUAGUUAAUGCUCAGUUGCUUACUUGUGAUAACAUGCUUCGAUUCAGAGUGCCUCUUGAAUCUCUUCUGUGCCCGGUCUGUGGUAGUUUUGUUGAAAGUCACUCCCAUCUGUUCUUUGACUGUACUCUGUCAAAGCAGGUGUUGGAUCAUAUAUUCAACUGGAUGGCAUUCAGAGCUUGGCCUUAUGAGUUUGAUAGCUGGAGGACCUGGCUCUCUAGCAGAAAUCAUGGCUUCCUUUUUCAUAUAAAUAACAUGAUUUUAGCAGCUGUGGUAUAUAGCAUCUGGAGGAAUCGCAAUGGUUGUAUUUUUGACAAUUUUUCUAGGACUGCUACUAGUAUAGCUUCUGAAGUUAAAUCCAUAAUACAACAUCGACUCUACAUUGUAAGUAAGAAGAAGCUAUCUUCCCAGGAGCAAAGAGUUUUAACAAAAAUUACAAUGUAA
This is a messenger RNA of Humulus lupulus (European hop), 1419 nucleotides long. RefSeq lists its product as uncharacterized. The record is from RefSeq and is a predicted model, not a curated record. NCBI's taxonomy places the organism in Eukaryota, Viridiplantae, Streptophyta, Magnoliopsida, Rosales, Cannabaceae. Bases 1 to 1419 code for a protein of 472 amino acids. The transcript has 3 exons.